Sorghum bicolor (sorghum) is the source of this 1312-nucleotide messenger RNA. RefSeq names its product vacuolar iron transporter 1.2. Lineage: Eukaryota; Viridiplantae; Streptophyta; Magnoliopsida; Poales; Poaceae. The transcript has 3 exons. Bases 205 to 960 code for a protein of 251 amino acids. Gene Ontology annotation, cellular component: vacuolar membrane. Gene Ontology annotation, biological process: intracellular manganese ion homeostasis. The record is from RefSeq and is a predicted model, not a curated record. Gene Ontology annotation, molecular function: manganese ion transmembrane transporter activity; iron ion transmembrane transporter activity.
GCUCUGCCCAUUUCGCCUCGCCAACACAGAAAACCUCGCAGGAGCAAGAUCUAAUUAGCAGAAACACCACAUCCCAGUAUCCCACAGGCUGAUUAAUCAUUCGAAAUUGAAGACUAAUCAGACGAGCGCUUAGCUAAGUAGCGCGCGAUCCUUUUUUUUCUUGAGCGUGCGAGCGAAAGAGAGUACUGAGGCGCGAGAAGAGAGAUGGCGGCGCUGAACGGCGGCAAGACGUUCGUGCAGGACGAGGAGAAGCAGCAGCUGCUCCUGGAGGAGCACACGGAGAAGCACUUCACCGCCGGCGAGGUGGUCCGGGACAUCAUCAUCGGCGUCUCCGAUGGCCUCACCGUGCCCUUCGCGCUCGCAGCGGGGCUGUCCGGCGCCAACGCCUCCUCCGCGCUCGUGCUCACCGCGGGGCUCGCCGAGGUCGCCGCCGGCGCCAUCUCCAUGGGGCUCGGAGGGUACCUAGCGGCGAAGAGCGAGGCUGACCACUACAACCGGGAGCUGCAGCGCGAGCAGGACGAGAUCGACACCGUCCCCGACGUCGAGGCCGCCGAGAUCGCCGACAUCCUGUCGCAGUACGGGCUGGGCCCGUCGGAGUACGGCCCCGUGGUGACCUCCCUCCGCAACAACCCCAAGGCGUGGCUGGAGUUCAUGAUGAAGUUCGAGCUCGGGCUGGAGAAGCCCGAGCCCCGGCGCGCGCUGGUGAGCGCCGCCACCAUCGCGCUGUCCUACGUCGCCGGCGGCCUGGUGCCGCUGCUCCCCUACAUGAUCGUGCCGGAGGCCGGGCGCGCCAUGGCCGUGUCCGUCGCCGUCACGCUCGCCGCGCUGCUCUUCUUCGGCUUCGUCAAGGGCCGCUUCACGGGCGACAGGCCCUUCUUCAGCGCCGUCCAGACCACCGUCGUCGGCGCGCUCGCCUCCGCCGCCGCCUACGCCAUGGCCAGGGCCGUGCAGUCCAUAUGAUGAUUAAGCAGCUUGCAGGCCGUAUCAUCAGCUCAUCACCGGUCGAUCGGCCGGCAGCCUAGCUAGGUUGGCCGGCCGUUGGCGACGAAAAAUAAGUGCAGCUAUGCAUACGUGGCUUCUGUCACUGGUCAGCUGCUGGUGACUGUACACAUGGCAACGCGUAGUGUACUUGUACUAGUGUACUAUACUACUACUAGUGUGUAUGUACUCUGUUUGAUGGCUGCGUGUAGUCAGUCUAAGAUGACGUGCUGUAUUUUCACCUGUGGAUUAUUUAGGUGAUGAAGUCAACUGUGGCCCGCUGGGCUUUCAAUCCAUUGUUUUAUCUGUCUAUCUAAUGGCAAAUAAAAUGGCU